UACGAUAUGGCGGGAAUUUUUUUGUUCUCCCUGGAAGCCGGCGGUGAGUGAACAUGUCGGAGAAGUCAGCAGAAGAUUAAAUAACGCUGUGUGUAUCUGUCUGUGUAUGUUGAUAAGCGGCCAUCUUGGAUUUGGGAGGCGCGUUUAUGUGUGAAACUGGUCCGCUGCAGUUGCGCUGAGUGAGCGCGAGCGCCGUGUGUUUCUCCCGCUCCGGCGCGCAUGAUGGCGGACGCGCUGUCGGAGUCCAGCGAGCUGAGCGGAGGAGCGGAGGACCCGGGGGAGGACCUGCUGACUCCGGCCGAGCUUAUCGCCAGGCUCGAGGAGGCCUGGCUUAAUGAGAAGUUCUCUCCUGAGCUGCUGGAGAACAGAUCUGAGCUGGUGGAGUGUGUGAUGGAGCAACUCACACACAUGGAGGAGAACCUGCAGCGUGUGAGGAAGGGUGACCUGAAGGCCAGCAUCCACCGCAUGGAGAUCGACCGCAUCCGAUUCGUCCUCAGCAGCUAUCUCCGCUCCCGACUGCAGAAGGUUGAGAAGUUUUUCCCGCACGUGUUGGAGAAGGAGUCGUCGCGAGCCGACGGCGAUCCGUCGUUCCUGUCUCCCGAGGAGUUCGUCUUUGCCAAACAGUAUAUGGCCAAUACAGAAGUGUUCCUGAACGCUGCGGCGCUGAGACACAUGCCUCCGAACCUGCAGAGCGUCGACAUGCUCAAAGCAGUUCCAGAGCCGUGUCUGGACUCCUUUGUGUUCCUGCGUGUGAAGAAGAAGCAGGAGAACAUUCUCGUGGAGCCUGAGACUGAUGACCAGAGGGAGUACGUGGUGGAUCUGGACGAAGGCUCGCAGCACUUGAUGCGUUAUCGCACUAUAGCACCUCUAGUGGCCAGUGGUGCAGUGCAGCUCAUCUAGCACAAGGAAAUAAAAAUUGUUUUUUAAAAAAUACAAGCUUCCUGAAGUUUCUUUCUGUCAUUUAUCCGUGACAUUAAUGUGUCUAACGAGAAAGUUAAAAACAUGUAAAGCCUGAUGUUGUGUACGCCCCAGAAACGAUGUUUGUUUGUUUGUUUUUGUUUGUUUCACCAUUUAUAUUUCCUUUUUCCUCUCUGUUACAGAAUCUUCAAGAGGAAGAAUGAUUUUCGAUUCUUGUUUU
Messenger RNA from Neoarius graeffei (lesser salmon catfish), 1138 nucleotides. It is a transcript of the gene gins4, whose product is annotated as GINS complex subunit 4 (Sld5 homolog). The record is from RefSeq and is a predicted model, not a curated record. Gene Ontology annotation, cellular component: GINS complex. Gene Ontology annotation, biological process: double-strand break repair via break-induced replication; DNA-templated DNA replication. The transcript is spliced from 7 exons. NCBI's taxonomy places the organism in Eukaryota, Metazoa, Chordata, Actinopteri, Siluriformes, Ariidae. The coding region runs from base 220 to 900 and encodes 226 amino acids.